Molecule: messenger RNA, 2143 nt
Organism: Hydractinia symbiolongicarpus
Lineage: Eukaryota; Metazoa; Cnidaria; Hydrozoa; Anthoathecata; Hydractiniidae
Exons: 7
Coding region: 107-1132 (341 amino acids)
Source: RefSeq, a predicted model, not a curated record
GAGAGAAGAGAAUGAAGCAACGGAAACUAGUUCCCGGAUCAGUUCCAAGUAUCUUCAAGUGCAUAAGUGAGCCUGCCAAAGUCGUAGAAAGACGGGCGCAGCUAAGAUGAAUAGACGCAGGUUAGUUGAAGAAGUGGAAUGUUCAACUUCCAGUGUCACGGAAGAAGAAUUGUCGGAACCCCUUGAACUAGUUCCAGUUGUGGAAGAUCAACUGACACGAACAGUAGCAACGCAGACCGACUUUACUGUUUUGAAAAAAAAUAAGUCUGUGUAUGCAUGUUUGAAACAAAAGCGGAAACACAUGAAAGUACAAGUGGAUUGUGGACCAAAAAGUUGCUAUUCUUGCAGUAAAAUGUCUACAUUGGUAAUUUCGUCAACUGAAGAAUACGACGAUACCAGCGAUAGCGGUUCAGAGAACGAUGGCGAGUAUGAUAUAUCAGACGCAGAAGACGAUAUUGAUGAAGAUGAAGAGCUGUCCGUAGAUAAGCAUCUGUUGGACGAUACUAUGAAUUCAAGCUACAAUGACGAGUGGUUGGAGAAGGAAGCUAAGCGUAUGCAAGCCAAUGAUCCAGAUUAUGCUCCUACAGAAGAACUUAGCCCCCUGAAAUUAGUUGUUCCAACACGUUGCCCAUUGGAUCAACAAGUUUAUCUUGUAUUUGAAGACAACCUGGAGAAGCUUUUUAAAUAUUGUAUGGAAUGUGGCAGUCCGGUCUCUAUUAUUGACAAAAAGUCGUUUCAGGGAACGAAAGUGACAUUUUUCAUGACUUGUUUAUCCGGAUGCGAAACGAGAUGGGAUUCUCAACCAAAGUGUAGCGGUACAAGAGGUGUUGGAAAUUUAUUGAUAACGGCUGCUGGAGAGAUGUCUGGAAUUUCAUACUCAAAACUGAAAAGAUUUGCAUACCUACUAAACAUGCCAUUCAUCAAAAAAACAACUUAUUUCAGACUUCGAGAUCAAGUUACAUUUUCGUGGUUUCAAUUCAAUGUCAAAUUGAAGCAGAGAUAUUACAAAAGCAAAUCAUUCACAGAACCUGACAAACAUUUGUGUAAGAUACCUCUGAAAGGUGGUACGUUGAGAUUACGUGGUUUGAAAUCCUCAUACGUUGGACUACGUACACUAUUAGCAUCUAAAUAAACAAUAACAACGACAACAAUAAACAAAAGUAAUAACAACAACAAUAGCAACAAAAUUAUAAAUUCAAAAACACUUUUUAACACCAGGACUUCGUUGAAUAGCAGAAAUCACUACAAAUAAGCAUCAAUUUGAAUUUUAUCAAAUUAUUUAUUAUGUUACGCAAAACCAAAUUUCUACACUAAGUAAAUUAUCUUCAGGAUGGUGCAGGUCAUUCGGUGUUAGAAAAACCAACAAUAAUAAAUAUUACAGAGACAAGGAAAACUUACUGCAUUAUUCUGAAGUAAUUUGCAAUUUAGAAAUGUCCAUAAUUUUCUUUUUAUUCUUCAUUAUUUGUGUUACUUUAAUAAAAAUAAAGUAGCUCAUAUUAUCUUUAUUAUUUUUAUUUGGAAAAGUGUUUUUUAGUUCUAAUUAGAAGCUGAGGCAAAACGUAACAGAAGUAUGCUGUUAUAUUGGUAAUGUAGAUAAGUCUAAGAUAAAGAAACGUAAUUACAUUAAAAAAGACUCUACUGCAGAAAUACUAUAAGCAAAAAGUUUGGCACUUGUAAAGUAUUUCUUAUUUAACAGUUUUUUUACCAUCAAGCACAGAAGAAAAAUGCUUGGUGAGCUUAUUUUUUAUCGACAUUUUCGUUUAGUAAGCAAUUAAAGAUUGUCUGUACCCCAAAUGUAAACUCUCCUGUAUAUUUGGCAUGUUGUUGUAAUGUAAAAUUUUAUAACGGCAAAUCAAUGAAAAGACAAAAUAAAAAAAGAUCUAGCACAAUUGUGGUGCAAGGAAUUGCUGUUUUCUGGCAAGAGUAAUUGUUUCGCAUGCAGAAUCACUAUUCCAGCAAAAACAAACAAUUGCUAUAAAAAACUGCAUUCACAUAUUUUCAACACAUGUUCAUUCAUUCUUCCAAGUUACUCAAAGUUUUUACACAUAUGAUGCCCCAUUAAUGUAGGGACAACUUCAAAACAUUCAGAGUAACUAAAAAGAUUCUCCAGUACCGUAAUGCUUCGAAUAAACGCCCCCUUCUA